Molecule: messenger RNA, 10358 nt
Organism: Alligator mississippiensis (American alligator)
Lineage: Eukaryota; Metazoa; Chordata; Crocodylia; Alligatoridae
Gene: ELFN2
Product: extracellular leucine rich repeat and fibronectin type III domain containing 2
Exons: 3
Coding region: 907-3312 (801 amino acids)
Cellular component (GO): plasma membrane
Molecular function (GO): protein binding
Source: RefSeq, a predicted model, not a curated record
GCCCGGUGCCCGCGCCCGGCCGGGCCCCCAGUCAGUCACCGCGCGCCCAGACCUGCCGCCCCGCCCCGGCCCCGCCUGUCUCGCGUGUGCGUGGCGCGGAGGCGCCGGGGGGCGGUCACACACACACACACACACACACACACGCACGCACGCACGCGCGCAGAGGCGGCGGCUGCUGCGAGCUCCAGCCCCGGCAUCGGCAAGCGCCCGCGAUCCGCGCCCGCCUCAGGAGGCAAAGACUUUCGCAAUGAAACCCUUGCAGCUUCAAUUCAAUUCAUGCAGGAACUGGAGUGCCAUGUCCCAGGCCACUCCUUAGUGUGAUGAUUUGGCUUGACUGGAGAGGAGGGACACAGUGUUACCUGCCCCCGCUUCCCAGAUUCCAAUGACAGAUGGAUCUCUUGCUCUUUCGUGGGCUCACUCGCUCUCUGUAUUGUUUUUUUCGACGUGUUUGAUCUGAAGUUCUGAAGCAUCUCAGAGGGGACCCAGGAGAGGACGAGGCGCAUGGAUGGUGUGAGCGGCAGGAGAGGCAGCUCUACCUUGUUCUUCCAAGUCACAUUGCGGUGUUGGGGGGAGGAAGGUGUGGAGGAACCAUUCCUUCCAUCAAGAUUUGUUGGUGGUGGCUAAAUUUUGUUUUAUUUGAAAAGACAGCACAACAUCUUUUUCCUUCCCCAUUUGGACCUUUUCUGGUAGAUUGGGGGAGGCAGGAAGAAGUGGAUUUUGCUGUCCGCACUCUGCGCCUUGUGUUGGUGCAGAGGGAAACAAAAAUGUGGGUGAUAGCACCAGAUAGAACUGGGGUGUCUGUGUCCUCCUAUCGCUAAGCACCAAGCACUCAGGCCCUCUCCUCCCUUCACUUUAUUCUCUGGCAUCUUGGUUUCUUCUUGCCUGUAGUGGACGUUGCAUCCAACCAUGCUGUGCCUGGGAUUGUGGGCGUCUGCUUUGCUCUGUGUGUUUGUCCCUGGCAUGGUGCAUGGUGACUGCUGGCUGAUCGAGGGGGACAAGGGUUAUGUGUGGCUGGCCAUCUGCAGCCAGAACCAGCCCCCUUACGAGACAAUCCCCCAGCACAUCAACAGCACGGUGCAUGACCUGCGUCUGAAUGAGAACAAGCUCAAGGUGGUGCUGUACUCCUCCCUCAACCGCUUUGGGAACCUGACUGACCUGAAUCUGACCAAGAACGAGAUCUCCUACAUUGAGGACGGGGCCUUCAUGGGUCAGUCCAACCUUCAAGUCCUGCAGCUGGGCUACAACAAGCUCACCAACCUGACGGAGGGCAUGUUGCGUGGUAUGGCCCGGCUUCAGUUCCUCUUUGUGCAGCACAACCUGAUUGAGCUGGUCACUCCCACUGCCUUCUCGGAGUGUCCCAGCCUGAUCAGCAUUGACCUGUCUUCUAACCGGCUCAGCCGGCUGGAGGGGAACACCUUCACCAGCCUGAGCAACCUUAUGGUGUGUGAGCUGGCUGGCAAUCCCUUCAACUGUGACUGCAGCCUCUACAGCUUUCUCAACUGGCUGGUGGUCUUCAACAACGUCACAAAGAACUAUGACCGACUGCAAUGCGAAACCCCGCGGGAGUUUGCUGGCUACCCACUCCUGGUGCCUCGACCCCACCACAACCGCAAUGCCAUCACCAUAUUCCAGUCCAUGUGCCGGGGCGGCACAAUCCCCUCCCUCUCAAGAGUCAACCCCACCCCCUAUACGCCUGACUCCCAGAGAGACCUGGAUGAGUCCUCAGGGUUCAACCAUGGGGACUUCCUGUCAGUGGAACCCCCAGCUUCUUCUACCACUGACUCCUCCUUCAAUCCCAGCAUCAAGGUCCACCAUGUGACCAUCACCUCAGCCACCUUGUUGGUGACCAUCCCCUCGCCCUACAGCAAGUUGUACGUUCUGACGCAAUAUAAUAACAGCUAUGUUGCUGAUGUCAGGACCCUGAAAUUCAAGAAGGAGUAUGUCGUCCUCAAAGAUCUGAAGACCCACACAGACUACACUUUCUGUGUGGCCUCCAUCCGCAACUCCAAGCGCUACAACCACACCUGUGUGUCCUUUACUACCAGGAGCAAGGGGAGGGAGGAUCCCAUUCCCAAUACCUCUACCACCACUCACUACAUCAUGACCAUCCUGGGCUGCCUCUUUGGGAUGGUCAUUGUCCUGGGAGUGGUCUACUACUGCCUGAGGAAGCGGAGGAUGCAGGAGGAGAAGCAGAAGUCCCUCAAUGUGAAGAAGACCAUUCUGGAGAUGCGUUAUGGCUCAGACAUUGACACCAGCUCCAUUGUCCACCCUUCACAGAAGCUGGGUGAGCCACCAGUCAUUCCCAUCUCACGGAUGUCCUCCAUCCCUUCCAUGAUUGGAGAGAAGAUGCCCCCAUCCAAGUCAAUGGAUGCUGGGAUGGAAACCCCAAAGGUCACUACCAAAGGCAACUACAUUGAGGUGCGAACAGGUGGUGGGGAUGGGCUGGAGAGAACUCAGCGAGAUGAUGACCUGCGGGAACUUGACAAUGGCCAGGGUUCAGCAGCUGAGAUCUCCACCAUUGCCAAGGAAGUGGACAAGGUCAACCAAAUCAUCAACAACUGCAUUGAUGCCCUCAAGCUGGACACAGCCUCCUUCCUGGGAGGAGGGGGUGGCGUUGAUUCAGACAUGGCAUUCGAGUGUCAGUCCAUCCCCACCAGCUCCUCCGGCGGGCUGGAGCGGCCCAGCUUCCUCUCACCGCCCUACAAGGAGAGCUCCCACCACCCCCUGCAGCGCCAGCUGAGUGCAGAUGCUGCAGUGGCCAGGAAAACCUGCAGUGUCUCAUCCAGUGGCUCCAUCAAGAGCGCCAAGGUCUUCAGCCUGGAUGUGCCCGAUCACCCGCCGCUGAGCAAGUCAGACUCAAAAUACAUUGAGAAAGGCAGCCCACUCAACAGCCCCCUGGAUCGUCUUCCCCUGGUGUCCCCAGGUGCCAUCCACCACUUGGAGGUAAAACCUUCUUACCACUGCAGUGAACAUAGGCACUCCUUCCCAGCCCUUUACUAUGAGGAGAGUGCAGACACCCUGAGCCAGCGGGUGUCCUUCCUUAAGCCGCUCUCCCGUUCCAAGCGGGACUCCACGUACUCUCAGCUCUCCCCCAGACACUACUUCUCAGGCUACUCCUCCAGCCCUGAGUAUUCAUCAGAGAGCACUCACAAGAUUUGGGAGCGUUUCCGGCCUUACAAGAAGCACCACCGGGAGGAAGUUUACAUGGCGGCCGGCCACGCCCUGCGGAAGAAAGUCCAGUUUGCCAAGGAUGAGGAUCUGCACGACAUCCUGGAUUACUGGAAAGGCGUCUCCGCUCAGCAGAAGUUGUGACUCUGUCUUUACAAGGAAAAAUAAAAAGGACUCCCCAACAACCACAAGAAAGAACCACUUGACUGUGAAUCAAAGAACCAACAAAUGCUCCCGACAAAAAUGAACCGAAAACCAUUUCUUAAAAGUUUACAAAAAACAAACAAACUCCACCCCCAACUGAAAUGCAUUGUUUCUACUGUGUUACGGGGACCAUUGUUACUGCUGUAGGUGGUUGGGAGGAGCUGCCUGCUUUGACACUGUGGUAAUGUCGCCAUGCGUUGGGGUUAGCUGCAGUCCAGGACAUGGAGGGGCAAGAGGGAUAAGCAGUGAGGAGAGCAGGGAAGGAUGCUAACUAGGUGUAGACUAAAACACUAACCAUUACUUUUCUGUUCCUAUUGCUCCUUUGUUCCAGAAUAGUUUUGUUUUAGGGUGGGAAUCCUGACUGCUCCCCAAAAGGGGUAAUGGCGAUUCCUACCCCCAUCCCCCAGGCAUUCCCAUCAAGAGGAAAUUGGGGAUGUCCCCAUCCCUCUCAGGAUGGCAGUCCAAGUCACUGGAAGCUAAAUUGUUUUUUUUACAGGGGCGAUGUUGUGAAGACCUGCCCCAGUCUUGUGGGGUUUGUACAGAAACCAGAGUGUAAGAGGAGGAUCUCUCCCCAUGUCCUCUGUCCCCCCACACUCUGUCAGGAUUUCCUAGGUUGGAGUCAGGCUUUGUGGCUGGUGGCUGCAUCAGCCUCUAAUCUUCCUUGGGGUACAUGGCCCAGGGAACUCCUUUCCCCCUACCUUUGAUUCCUGUAGGAAGAGCGGUUACUGGCUCUUGAGCCCUGCAGGGGGGGUCCCCAAGGCCAGCCCCAGCAGUACAUUCCAGUAGUCUUCCAGUACGUGGUCGGGAGCAUGACCUCUGGCAUUGCUAAAGGCAGGGCCAGCAGAGAUGGGUGAGAAGACAGGAAUUCUCAACCUCUUUGAGAUCAGGAGUGUGCCCCUUCCCAUUGCACACCCCACGCAUACACUCAGCUUACAUCUCCCUCCCACUCCCAGGCUCUGCUCCUCCCCUGCCCCCACUUCCCCUCCAUCCCCACUGUCCUGCACUCAAGGAAGGGCUUUGACCCCUGGGGGUGUGGGCAGAGGAUACUUAGUGGAGGAAUCACAACAGCAGGAAACUACUGCAGCAGUGGCUGCUUUUGUGCCCUCCAGGAGCUGCUGCCCUGGUGACUGCCCUCAAUUACAUUACUGCCUCUGUCACCCUCUCACCCAGCUCUCCCAGAGCAGGGUCCCCCUUCCCUGAGGGGUACAGAAAGAAUGGAUGUAAACAGACACUCAUGUGUCAGUUCCUGAUUGCCCCUGUACUCAGUCUGUCCAUUGAGAAAGUCCAGGGCUGGAAGAGACCCCCAAGGAGUGGGUCCCACUCCAAUGAGGCACAGGCAACUCUCCUAGAUAAGAGACAGGCCCCAAAGUUAGAGAAAAGCUGAUAGGUGAAAAGCUGGUAGUGGGGGCAGGGUACAGGGACAUGUAGGGGGAACAUGAUUGAGCAUGGGACAAGGAGGGGGAACAUGAUUGAGCAUGGGACAAGAGGGUACAGUGCAGGAGGACAGCUCUGUGCAAAGGAGAGGAGGGUGCAGCUCAGGAAAUGAUGCCAUCACCCUGCCCCUCCUGGGCCCCAUUACAGAGGUGGUGCAGGUGAGGGGAGGGCCGUUCCUGGCGCCGGCCAUCAGAAGAACUGGAGCACCUUCUCACCUGCUAAGUCACAGGGGACCUGGCUAUCCCCAGUGAGAAGGAUCCCUUGAGAGACCUGCCUCUAGCGCCCUUUUAUCUGGGCAUUGGACCUGAGCUCCAUUCCCUGCCUAGUGUUGUGGGGGGGAAGAUGAGAGUGCAGCCUGCUGUCCCCAUCCCCUCCCCAUCUCAGAACAAACUAACAAAGCACAAUCUUGGCUACCACCCACUCCACUUGUUUGCGUGCAGGGGUGCCAGCCCGCUAUGUGGGGGCUGUUCAGUGUGGCACUUCAUGACCUUCCUUGACAAUCCUUUCAGAUGGCAGUGACACAGGGAGUGAUCUCUGUCCCUUUGCAUACUGCCAGGCAUAGUCAGGGAGAGGUGGCUAUAUGACCAACCUCUGUGCCUCUCCCACUGCCCUGGGGCUGGGGGGUGAUGUCUCUGAGGAGCUGCUUGGAGCUCUGGGGAUGUCCAGAGGCAGCUGGUGCAUCUCUGUGGGGAGAAAGGCAGGAGACAUAAAGGGAAAGGUCAAGGGCCUGAUGGGAUAUCUCUCUAAAGUAGUCACUGGGCUUCCCACAGCAGCUGCUCGGGAAUGGUCUUGGUGUUUUUCAGAUGUCUGGGGUCUUAGCUGCCUGAGCUGCUUCAUGAAAAACUGGCUUUUGUUCGGCAGCACCUAGGGGCUGCUGUGGUGAAUCUGAGGGGUGCGUUCCUGAUGCAGUUCCUGGGUGGGGUGGUCCCAGGAGUGUGUUUCCAAUGGAAAAUCCUAGGGGAAGGCUCCCAGGGUUGUAUUUCCUAUGGAGAUCCUGGGGAAAGGGCCCCAGGAGUGUGUUCUCAGUGGAGACCCUGAGGAAAGGGCCCCAGGGUUGUAUUUCCUAUGGAGAUCUUAGGGGAGAGAUCCCAGAGGUGUAUUUCCUAUGGAGAUCCUGGGCACAGGGCGGGGAAGAGGGCCCAGGAAUGUGUUUGCAAUAGAGAUCCUGGGGGAAGUAUCCCAGGGGUGUCAUUUCUGUGGUGGUCAUGGGGAAGGGAUGAGGUAGGUACAGUCCUUUGGACUGCCUAUGCUAGCUCCUCUAAUGUGCUGGUGGGCCCUGCUGCUUGUCAGCAUGUUUCCAUGGGUGAUACUGCCAGGUAUUGAUCCCAAACAUUAGAACAGGACUGAGCCCACCCCUUUUAGCUGGUGCAGCCAGGGGAAGGGGGCAUGUUAAUGUGGGGUCAAAACAACAGCGGGAGCCCAGCAACCAAGAGAGAUUGCAACUUGAGAGGCAGGGCUAGGCUGACAUGUAAGAGGGAGAAGGAGGAGCUGGACACUUCAGGGAGCCUGCCAUGGAAGCAGCUGGCCCAUGCUGGCUUCCAGCAUGGCAACCAUCUGAGGGCAGCGCAGGUGGAAGCAGGGGCUAAAAGGGAAUGGUGUCCUAUAUAUAUCUCCAACCCUGCUCCUCCUUCCCCGGAGCUUCCUGCCAGUGCCCACUAGGUCCCAAAGACUGUGCCAUGUGGCCAGUAGUUUGAAGCUGUGGGGAGGGGGGAUUCUCUUUGUAGUGACUUCAGCUCCCUUUGUCCAUCCUUGCUUUGCCCCCCACUCCCCAGAGAGGAAAAGGAAGCAGAGGAAGAAGAAAGGGGAGUGAUGGGGUGGGGCAUUGCUGGUCCCUUGGAAGAGGAAGCUCCCAAGAUGCCUUUGGGAGGGGGAGUGAGGAGCCCAUGCCUCGGCAUCCCCACAGUCACCCUUGGCCAGCACCUGGGUAAAGUUUGCAUAAGAUGGACUGUUCCACAGGGUGUAGAGGAGAGAUGGGGGAACAGGAGGGGGAAUGGCCUGUCUCACCUUCCUCCUCCUCCCUCCCUGCCACGGGCUUGAGGAUGGAAGCGACAACACUGAACCAAGUACACACGAUUCGUGUCUGAAAUGAGCAGAUUUACCGUUAUAUUUGCAUGAUGAUUUUACUGUAUUUUUCUGAGCAAACACCUGUUGUGUAUGUGCCAGUUUGUCGAGAUUUAACCCCCACCUCCCCUGACUCUCCCUGCUCCCUCUUCCCCCAACCCCUGUUGUGAUUUGAUGCGAGAUUCUUGCAAACUUCAGAGGGAGCGGACUCCAAAGAGAACCCAACCCGGGUACCCCAAGAGAACCAUUCCCCACCCCUGCUGCUCUUAAUCACCCCCCCACAGCCCCCCAGAUAUGCUGCUGUUGGGGCUGGGUGGGUAUGGGUAUGUCCAGGUCUAUGGGUAUGUCAGUGUUAUGGACCCACUCCCCGCUCACUUGUGCAGUUGUAACCCUACCUCCUUGGUCCCCAUGAUGUCAACGUGGCCCACAGGCGUGAGCAAAGUAUCCCUGAGAGGGCUCCAAAUUUCUCGUCCAUAAGCUUGCCCUGAACCCACAAGAGAGGCCUUUCAGUGGAGGGACAGAGCCUGGUUUGGGGCUAGCAGAGGGCCACCACUUUGAGAACACUUAAUUUCAUAGGGCCUGAUCCUGAGUCCACGGAAGUCAAUUAGCUAGCUCUCACUGACUUAACAGGCUUUGGAUCAAGCACUUUCCAUCCCCUUUAGGUAGUUGGCUGUAACCUGGCCAGGGUGCAGCACAUGGCAGAAUUACUAAUGCCUCUGUGCUGGAGAAGUGUGCUAAGGAGAUCAGCCUGGAUCUCCAGCUCUGUUUUUCCAAGACCUCUCACUGUCAGGCUAUGAAACCCCUCAGGACAAACAAUUGCCUUUGGGCAGACUCAAAACCUACAGCUUAGGGCUGCAUUCUUGCUUUGUUACUGUGCUGGCAUGAGUCCUGGGUUCAUUGCAGAGGACAGGAAUCUAGUUCACUUAACUAGAAAGGAGGAGGAGAAUCAGAGAUGAAUUCUUGUGUCCCCUGGAAUGGGAUCUAGGGGCAACUCUCUGGGGAGGAGUUAAAGACACAUAAAUGAAUCCCUGUGUCACCUACAGUGGACUCUGGGGCAACUGCUUGGAAGGAGGGGAGUCACCUGAACUGGAACAGACUCUGAGUACAGAGCACCGAAAAGAGUCAUAAGUGAAUAUCCAUUCCUUGAGAUGCAGACCGUAGGUUCAGCCCCUGCACUUGCUGCAGUAUUGCCCCUUCUUUGUUCUCCGCUAUGCUGCAUCCUAUGUUGGCUAAUUCCUCCUGAGGCAGGUGUGAAAUAUUCAUGAAUGACAAAUGAAAAUUUAUGUCAAGAAAUUCUGGCUGAGGCAAUGUCCGUGUGUUUGCAAUGUUAAUCGGCCCACAGGCCCACUGAAGACUCUCGGAGGCAGCUUGCAUGGGGAAGGGGUAAUGGAGAGCAUGGGUGGGGGUGGAGAGCUGAAGGAGAAAAGAGGAUGGUGUCACAAAGAGGUGUGAGGGGGUGGAAGGAGACAGAAGAGUGGGAAACAGAGAAGUAACAAGCGAUGAGGGUGAUGUGGGGGAAGUGAGGAGUGGAGGUCUCAGGAAGGCAAGGAUGGAUUAAUGGAAAGGAGAAGAAAUGUAGAGGUUGGGGACAGAGAGGAAGGAGAAAGUGGUCAGAGGAGGGAUGGGAUGGAAAGAAUGAAGAGAGGAGGAGAGGGUGGCCUUAUGAAGAAAGAGGAGAAAAGUGAUCUAAUGGGGAGGAGCAGGUAGGGUGUCUGAGAGGUGGGGAGGUGAUGUAGAGAAGGGUAGGGUGACAGGAGCCAAUGCAAGGAGGCUGGGUGGGGCUCACAGUUGCCCAUGACCCAUUUCUGCAGGUACAACCCCAUCAUCCAGGCAGCGGCACCCAUCAUCCAGGCAGCAGCAGCAGCAUGGUACUUAGAGCAGUGGGCCAAGUAGAACAAUCAACUGUGCUCAUUGUUGGAAGGACCAACCAUGGUUAGAAGUGUAUGCAGCAGGGACCAAAGGCUGGAAACCAUGCCCUCCAGUCCUUCCCCUCCCGGGAAGUCACUGUCUGUGAAAGUCUCCCUGAGGAAGAUCCUCAUGGAGCAGCUGACUCCCAGCUGGAACCUGCCCAUUGUGGCCCCUACUGCCUCAGCCUGAGACAAGGAGCUACCUUGAAUGGCUCAUCCUGGGGAAUUCACCGCGUGUGCCUGUAACCAGUGGGAGUGUCCACCCAGAGCCUAGCACACCAGGCCCUGCAUAGAUCUCUAGGGGCCCUUCUAGGUACAGGGGUAAUUGCAUCCCAGGAACCACAGCAAAUAAGUAACUAGCAGUGGUGGUGGUGGCUGGGAUAUUAUUCACCCGUCUUGUCUGUGGGAUACGUUGUGUGCUGUGGGGUAGAGUUAGGGGUCAUCUGUGGGGCUGGAGGAGCCUGUUCUGUCCUCCCCUCCCUCAUUCUUCCCUAAUGCAGGUGGCUUCUGGAGUUUUACCUACGGAGGGGAAAACAGUGUGCAUGCUACAUUUGAGUCUCUUGUGGCAUUAGGCGGUGUGUACCUCCUGCCCAACUCCUCUGCCGUGCACUGUGAGGGGAUGUCUGUAUCUCUGCCCUCUGCUGCCUCUGCCCCACACUAGGGUGUGGGUAUGGGGGGCUGCCUGUUCCUUUCCCCCUGCCCCACACUGGGAGGGGCUGUCUCUGUAUCUCUUCCUUAUGCCUGCUCUGCCACACACUGUGAGGGGCUGUCUGUGCACCUUUCCCCCCAGCGCCCAACACUUUGAGGAUCUAGUUCUGCACCUCUCCCCUUGGGCUCCUUUGCUCCACACUGGGAGGGCCUGCCCCUGUUUCUUUCCCCAUGGGUCCCUUAAUCCUACACAGGGUCUAUGAAUAUAGAUAUUAAUUGCACCCUGCCCGGUUAAUGUAACCCUCUGUCCUCUUUGGGGAGUGGGCAACCUCUAUACCACUUCCCCAGGCCCUGUUUCCUGCUCCGUUCUCUAGAGAGAAUGACUUUCCCUUUGCCCUGCACUCCUAUGUGCCCCACUCCAUUUGUCUGCCUUGUUGUAGCGUCUCUUCAUCAGGCCUUUGUCUCCCUCCCAUUGUCAGGCCUUGCUCUGAGAUGACCCCUACUCUUCCUCUGCCUAGGGGAGCAGAGGAAGCUUUCUGGGAGACUUUGGGCUCAGCAUCGGCUGGGUCCAAUAGCUCUGCCCACAAGCACAGCACCAGGGAGUAGCGAGAUAGCUGAGAGCCAGGGGUCUCCUUCAUCCCUUGAAUGUAACACAGGCACAGAGGCAACUGCCCGGAUUGGGUCCUCACCGGCCGCUCGGUGUCCCUCCUUCCGUAAGACCCCUGUGACCCUUGGUUGUGUAUGGACAGAUUUUAUUUUGAUUCUGUUUUUAUUUUAGAUUUUAUUUUUUCCUGUUUUAAACUGAAUGGCACGAAAUCGUUUUUCCUCAACUUGGAGAUUCCUGUAUGGAGAAGAUCAAUUUCUAUAUUUGCAAUAAAUUUCUUAUUUAAAACAAAAAAAUGACAAAAAACAAAACAAAUGAAACAAAACGAGAAA